AUGAUAUAGGUUUAUUUCGUUUACAUUUUGGUGCUUUUGCUUUAGAAUAUUCAGAAAUUAAAUUGGAGUAAAUAUUGGACAAACCUAACAAAAUACUUUUUAUGAAUAAAAAUGGCUAGCUCGAUUAUUGUAGCAGGGUUAGGCAUGGCAGCGAUUGGUUUUGCUGGUCGCUACAUUCUAAAACAAAUACCAAACGCCUCUAUGAAAUUUGCGGAAGCUGUAAAAAAUUUGCCAAAAUUCGAUGCCGAAAGUUUAGCUAAUUCAAAAUAUUAUAAGGGUGGAUUUGAACCUAAAAUGACAAAACGAGAAGCAGCACUUAUAUUGGGCAUUAGUCCUACAGCUAGUAAAGCAAAGAUAAGGGACGCGCAUAGGCGAGUAAUGUUACUAAAUCAUCCUGACCGUGGGGGAUCUCCGUUAAUUGCUGCUAAAAUCAAUGAGGCAAAGGAUGUUCUGGAGAGUGGUAAAUCAUAAAAGUUUAGUAAGAAAAUAAAUAGUUGAAUAAAAUCAAAUAAUAGAUAAGUUUAUAAACUAUUAUUUAGUGAAUAUAGAACAAUGUACAUACUAUGUUAAAUAAAACAAUUUAAUUC
Molecule: messenger RNA, 587 nt
Organism: Parnassius mnemosyne (clouded apollo)
Lineage: Eukaryota; Metazoa; Arthropoda; Insecta; Lepidoptera; Papilionidae
Source: the annotation of a GenBank genome assembly